Messenger RNA from Rattus rattus (black rat), 405 nucleotides. RefSeq names its product ATP synthase F(0) complex subunit C1, mitochondrial-like. Gene Ontology annotation, biological process: proton transmembrane transport; proton motive force-driven ATP synthesis. The record is from RefSeq and is a predicted model, not a curated record. Gene Ontology annotation, molecular function: proton transmembrane transporter activity. The transcript has a single exon. NCBI's taxonomy places the organism in Eukaryota, Metazoa, Chordata, Mammalia, Rodentia, Muridae.
AUGCAGACCACCAAGGCACUGAUCAUUUCUUUAGUUCUGAUCCACUCCUAUACCAGGGGUCUAAUUAGGCCUGUGUCUGCCUCCCCCUGAGUAGACCAGAGGCCCAUUUAAGAGCUCUUGUAUAGCAGCUCUCUGCUCCAGGUGGACAGAUGGAAAUUCCAGACCAGUGUUAUUUCCCAGGGCAUCAACACAGCAGCCAAGUUUAUUGGAGUUGGUGCUGCCACAGUUGGUGUGGCUGGAUCAGGGACUGGCAUUGACACAGUGUUUGGUAGCUUGGUUACUGACUAUGCCAGGAACCCAUCUCUCAAGCAACAGCUCUUCUAUGCUAUUCUGGGUUUUGCCCUAUCUGAGGCCAUGGGGCUCUUGUGUUUGACGGUUGCUUUCCUCAUCCUCUUCACCAUGUGA